Molecule: messenger RNA, 471 nt
Organism: Daldinia caldariorum
Lineage: Eukaryota; Fungi; Ascomycota; Sordariomycetes; Xylariales; Hypoxylaceae
Exons: 2
Coding region: 1-471 (156 amino acids)
Source: RefSeq, a predicted model, not a curated record
AUGCCCAAAACUCUGGGAGAGACAAGCCAGCCGGCCAUCGUCGAUGACAUUGACGCUAUCACGCCGUGCCCCCUUACGCGAGGCAGCCAUAAAUCAGUCGAAGAAUCCGGAAUCAUGAACUCGAUCAAUAAGUUCCCAGAGUCAAGAUCUCCUUCGCCCUGCUCUGAGUGCUCAUCAGUGAGCGCAGAUGUAUCUAGAAGUAAAAGACGAGAGUCCUUAAAAGCUCUGGAAGCGGGCACAGAGGGCGAUCCUGAAAGACUAUGGGAACGAAUGCUUGUGCUCCAGCAGACAUACGGCUGUUACAAUUCAGCCAGGAUGAGCGCGGCUCUUAGUUCAGGGGAUGUCAGUUUGUUAUUGCCUUCCAAAGCAUGCUUAAACCUUCUCAACGAGAAUAUAUCUUUUCUGCCCAACGGAACGGGGGGUGCGCUUGGAGAGUGGGAGUUGAACACCGGGAGUGGGCAUAGUCAUUGA